CCCGAGGUGUGCUCGUGGACUGCCGUCCCCUGCAUUCAGAGAUGGGCUGCUGACGAUGAUUUGUUGUCACUUACUCAAAGCGUCCCUAUUCCUAAUGACUACAUGACAGACUGUUUGCCAGUGGCCCUUCGCUGUGUCUUCAUGUUAGAAGCCACAUCAUCAGACGCAGCUCAAACAACGUUGGUGUGGAAACCGUGUGUGAGUAUGUGAUUAGGGCUGGACCUGGACUCAGAGGGGACGGCUCCUGUGGAUGCUGAGGAUUAGCGGUAACAGCUGCUAUCCUGCCCAUUAGAGGAGAGACAGAAAAGACUUGAGAAGAGAGAAGAAAAGACUUGUUUAAAGGAUGUGUCUCUGCAACGCGGAGGGGAGAAGCCUUUCCAUCAAGCCGGAAGGAAAGUGUGUUCCUAACAUCGUAUUGAAGCUGUUACUUCUUGUGACACAAGACAAGGGUAGGAUGAAGGUCCCAGCUGCCCUCACAGGCUGGGCUUGUACAGCUCUCUGCCUGGCUUCCUACUCAACUGCCUUUUCCCAUGGUGCUGGCUCGGUGGCCUGUGAGGACAUGCAGCCCAAGCACAUUCAAGCCCAGCCUCAGAACCCCCGGACGCACCACAUCACCAUUCACACCAGCAGAUCUUCCUACUUACCGGGAGAGACCAUUCCAGUGACCCUGAGGAGCAGUCGGGAUUUCAUGGGAUUUCUACUGCAGGCGCGAAGAGUCUCUGAUCAUCAAAUAGCUGGCACUUUUGUUUCCAUUCCUCCUCAUUCCAAACCAAUGGCUUGUUUUCAAGAGGCUGACACAGUCACCCACUCUGACAAGUCCCGGAAGAGAAACCUGGCCUUCGAGUGGCAAGCUCCUGCCCAGCCUGUGGGGGACAUCAGAUUCCUUUUAUCCAUCGUCCAGUCCUAUUUCGUUUACUGGGAGAGGAUUGAAUCCCCUGUGGUGUCUCAACAGAUAGGCAGCAGAGCCCUGGGUGAUGGCCACGUGCACCCAGGCUCACUGAUGCCAAUCCUCGGGUGGCGACCAGAGGGAACUGAAGGAACUGCCCCAGCUUCCAGUUCCCUUACCACUCUUCCCCAGAAGCGUGCAGACAUCUUGGCUGUUGCCCUAACUGGAGCUGCAGAGGAGAACAGUUUAGAUCCUUCUCCUGCCAGCUUUUGGGUGAUGGAGUUUCCUGGGGGUGCAGAGACUCUGUUCCAAUCAUCUUCACACACAGCUACUGCAAUCAGCAAUGGCCAGCAACCCAGAGGGGACAGCAGCCCAACCCCAGAACUGUCCCUGAAUGUCCAUGGGCUGGAGAGACUCAUGGCUCCCAGGAGAUUCUCCUCAGAGGGCAGUGCUUCCAGCCCUAGCACCUACCUCAGGACUCAGGAUGAUCCAAGCUUUGGUUCAUUGGAAACUUGCCUGCCCUCAGAUAGGGAUGAACAGGACAAGAUGGAGUCCUCUAAUAAGACUGUGAUGAGCCCCCCUCUGUCCACUGUCCAUCUUACCUAUCCUCGGCACCUCUGGUCCUCUGAAGCAUUCACUGGGAGUGAGGCUAGGGCAGCCACCCCAACCCCUGUCUUCCACACUUCUACCACUUCUAGGCUACCUGCUGUAGGCAGCCAGUCAGAGGCAUCUAGGUCUUCUGCCAGCUUUUUACCUCAGUCAAAGUACAAGGAGCCCAGAGUGGGGAAGGGAAAUGGAAGGGGCAGAGGGGGAUACCUCAGGAAGCCCAACCCAAGGUCUGAGGUUGGGCAAGAGGGACCCAGUGCCCCUUUGGGGAUCCAGCUCAAGACUCCCCAGCUGGGACUCCUGAUUUGCCUUUCAGCCACCUUGGGCAUGGCCCUUGCCGCUGGCCUUCACUACCUGUAUGCCCAAUAUUGCCACACACAGAAGGAAGUGUCCUUCAGUGAGCCUGCUGGGGAUGCUGUUACCAGGAGUGAGGAAGAUGAGACCGUACAUGUCAGGAAGAUCGGGGAGAACAGUUUUGUUUCGGUUGAAGUGGAAUACAACUGGAUCACUUCCUCUGUGGGUAGCGAGAAAACAGUCCUCUGAGAAGAUCGCGGUACUAGGCAGGCCUCUGAGUGGCCUUCCCUAGACCCUGCAGUGUCUCAGCCAGAACAGAGCUAAUGAGAAUAGCUGAUGAGGACAGGGGCUCCCCCUACCCCCUGUCAGUGAGCAGUUAGUGAAGGAAGCUGUGAGCGGACCGUUUUAUCAACAGAGGGAGUUCUUCCCGAGCUUUGUUGUCUUAACAUCUGUAAUUUAGCUGCUUUUUUUCUUUUCACAAUUAGACGUUCUGUUUGAAGAGUUAAACUCCACACAAUGAAUAUUGUAUAACCUGCUCAUUAACUAGACUCCUGUGGCCACUAAGCUUCCUCUGUUGCCUUAAGGAACCUGCAGAAAUAGAAAUUCUGUCCCUCCUCAGUAUGUCAGCCUCAUCCCCUCCAACUCUUUGGGAAAAAAAAAAAAAAAGUAAUGUUGGGGUUGUGUCUCUUGCAAGAAAAAGAACCACGGCCCUUACUUUGCUUCUCCAAACUACCCCUAAAAAAGUUUCAUUUUCAAAACUGGCUCUCCUUCAGUUGACUAGGUGAGUGCAAGGGUAUUCAGUCUUCUUGGAAACUCAGAAGCCUGGCAUAUCCCCUUGGAAAUCGAUCUGAAGCAAGGAGAGUUUGAGAGAGCUCGACUGAACACAUCUGUGGGAAAAUGUGUACAUGCCGCUUAAACACCAGAGUGGAGUAAGCAAGGCUCUUCAUCUGGUGUAAAUGGAUCUGAAACUUCCCAUCCAUUUACACUUGUUGGGAGGCUUAUGUAUCCUAACAGCUAGCAAACAUAUUGCCUUUUGCCAAAGGUUAGGAUGAAAAAAAAUGAUGAUCCCACACAAUUUGAAGAAGAGCCUCUACUCAUCUUUUCAGGGAGAAAAGGAAGACAGCAUCAUGGACAAAAUCCAUCUUCCUGCUCUUUUGAUUUAUGAAGAUCACUCUGAUUUAGGAUGUGUCCUGUAGAUAUUGUGUGGGUUCGAGUCGACAGGUUUGACUAUAACUUUUGAAUAUGCUCACCUAAUAUGACACGUAGAAAUUAGCUGCCUUUUCACAUAGAAAUUAGCUGCCUUUUCAGAGACAGAUCUGUUACAGAGUCACAAAGCAUUUUAAUGAAGAAACAGAAAAGCACUAUACAUUUGGAAAUGAUGUUUAUUUAUCCAGCACCUAGAUCGUAGAGGUACUGUGCUAAUAACUUUGCAUACAUUUUCACAUUUAACUUUCACAAUAACUUAAUGAAGAAAAAGUGUAGUAAUUUGCCAAAAGGAGAGAGGCUUUCAUGACAUCUCAAUUCAACAGCAAAAACUUUCUUUUUUUUUAAUUGGGGAUGUGGGAAAGAGAUAGACCCUGCUGUUUCUCUAGCCUCUUUUAGCUCAUUGGGCACUAAUACCAUGGUUGUUUCCCCCUGGAUUCUGGGCAGCUCUGUCUCCUGUCUUCAGUCAAGUGCCUCAUUAGGAAAGGGAGACCUAGGUAAUUAUGUGUUCACAAAUGAAAGUGUUCUAAAAACUGUGGAAAUGAGUGGAUUUACCGUACACAAAUGGUGGCCACAGAUAUCCCUUUACAUAUCUCACCCUCCUCAAUGAAAUCCUUCCCAAGAUGUAGACGAGGACUCCACCAGUGGAGAGCUCUCCUUGGGCCAUCACAUCAGAUGGCCAAGUGUACUACAUGUACGCCUUCAAGAUCUUACCUGUCCAAGAGGGCAUUUUCCUGGUAAAACAGACUGUUAUCUAUUUGUGUCACAAUUGUUUGUGAAAUAAACUAUCCCAAAACUCAGUGGUUUAAAAUAGCCAUGA
This is a messenger RNA of Hyaena hyaena (striped hyena), 3809 nucleotides long. RefSeq names its product reeler domain containing 1 (gene REELD1). Lineage: Eukaryota; Metazoa; Chordata; Mammalia; Carnivora; Hyaenidae. The record is from RefSeq and is a predicted model, not a curated record. The coding region runs from base 344 to 2035 and encodes 563 amino acids. The transcript is spliced from 9 exons. Gene Ontology annotation, molecular function: oxidoreductase activity, acting on metal ions.